AUGUUUGUCACUUUAGGUUAUAUUUAUGGUAGAUUGAUAGACUCCGGGGAGUGCUCAAGUGGCCGGGGGAUUACGCUUGUCUGCUUCGAGCAGGCGGUGGAUGCAAAUGACUACAGCACACCUCUAACUUUCCGUCCACAAGCAGCCGCGGUUGCCUAUGGAAGCCGAAUUUCCUCUGCGCCCGAGCACUUUGAGGUGUAA
Molecule: messenger RNA, 201 nt
Organism: Protopolystoma xenopodis
Lineage: Eukaryota; Metazoa; Platyhelminthes; Monogenea; Polystomatidea; Polystomatidae
Source: the annotation of a GenBank genome assembly